Messenger RNA from Drosophila busckii, 1601 nucleotides. It is a transcript of the gene CSN3, whose product is annotated as COP9 signalosome complex subunit 3. The record is from RefSeq and is a predicted model, not a curated record. Bases 98 to 1438 code for a protein of 446 amino acids. Lineage: Eukaryota; Metazoa; Arthropoda; Insecta; Diptera; Drosophilidae. Gene Ontology annotation, biological process: ubiquitin-dependent protein catabolic process. Gene Ontology annotation, cellular component: COP9 signalosome. The transcript is spliced from 8 exons.
CUGUGGCACUGUACGGGCGUCAUAUUUUGUUUAAUUUAUUAGUUUUAGCUAUUAAUAUUUGCACCGCUGAAGUCUCCAAGUUGUUGACAAUACUAACAUGGGCAGCGCGCUGGAAAACUAUGUCAAUCAGGUGCGCACACUGAGCGCUGCGGGUAGUUACCGGGAAUUGGCGGAUGAGCUGCCCGAGUCACUGUCGCUACUAGUGCGCAACUGGAGUAUACUGGACAAUGUUCUGGAGACGCUGGACAUGCAACAGCACACACUGGGCGUGCUUUAUGUGCUACUGGGGAAGUUGCACAGCGCGGGCACGGCCAAUCCGGAGCCGGUACAAAUAAUUCAGCUAAUGCGUGACCUUGUGCAGCGUUGUAAUGUAGAGCAGCUAAGAUUUGCCGUUUGUCCCUUCUAUGAGCUGUGCCAUUUGUUUUCGGACUUUGUGGUGCAGCACAAUCUCAGCAUUUUGGGCAUAAAGGUGCUAACGCGCGCCAUAGAACAGAUCAAACAAAUGGAUACUCAACUGACGCCCAUACAUGCCGAUCUCUGCCAGCUGAGCCUUAAAGCGAAAAACUUUAGUCUGGUGCUGCCCUAUUUGAAUACAGAUAUGACGGACAUCUCCACCGUGGCUGCGGAAUGCAAAAAUCAACAACAACAACAGCCGCAACAUACGCUGGAUGCAAACAACGAUGCGAAGUAUUUUCUGUUGUACUAUUACUAUGGUGGCAUGAUCUAUACGGCUGUGAAGAACUAUGAGCGUGCAUUGUACUUCUUUGAGGUGUGCAUAACCACGCCAGCCAUGGCCAUGUCGCAUAUCAUGCUGGAAGCAUACAAAAAGUUUCUCAUGGUUUCAUUGAUCGUCGAGGGCAAGAUAGCGUAUAUACCAAAGAACGCACAAGUCAUUGGACGCUUUAUGCGACCAUUGGCGAAUCAUUACCACGAUCUGGUCAAUGUGUAUGGUAACUCAUCAAGCGAGGAGUUGCGCAUUAUUAUUCUCAAGUACAGUGAUGCAUUUACGCGUGAUAACAACAUAGGUCUGGCCAAGCAGGUGGCCACAUCUCUAUACAAACGUAACAUACAGCGAUUAACGAAAACCUUCCUGACGCUCUCGCUCAGCGAUGUGGCUAGCCGCGUCCAGCUGCCCAGCGCCCUGGAAGCCGAACGCUAUAUAUUGAAUAUGAUCAAGUCGGGUGAAAUCUUUGCCAGUAUCAAUCAGAAGGAUGGCAUGGUGCUAUUCAAAGAUGAUCCCGAGCAGUACAAUCUACCAGACAUGUUCCUUAAUGUGCAAACGAACAUAACACAGGUGCUCGAUUUGGUGAAACAAAUUAAUAAAAUGGAAGAAGAGAUUAUUUUAAAUCCAAUGUAUGUAAAAAAAGCGCUGGGAAAUCAGGAUGAGGACUUGGCGUCACAGCAUCCCAAGACUUACUCAGGCGAUCCCACGGAUUGAUAUUGAUGUCAGAGCAGAGCAACAGAAAGAGCCGCAACUCAACUCAACAAGCCCCACACACACUCAUUCGCAUACGCAUAUAUGAACACACACAUACAUUGGGAACUCUCAUACUCCAGCUAAAACAACAAACUGCGCGCCUAAUUGCAAAUUUAUAGAUGAA